This is a messenger RNA of Humulus lupulus (European hop), 1086 nucleotides long. Its product is annotated as probable pectinesterase 29. Gene Ontology annotation, molecular function: pectinesterase activity. The coding region runs from base 1 to 1086 and encodes 361 amino acids. Gene Ontology annotation, biological process: cell wall modification. Lineage: Eukaryota; Viridiplantae; Streptophyta; Magnoliopsida; Rosales; Cannabaceae. The transcript is spliced from 5 exons. The record is from RefSeq and is a predicted model, not a curated record.
AUGACGGAAGAGCUUAAGAGGGCACGACUUCAAAGCCAGUCUCAAGGACCGACGGAGGGAUCUGAAACUGGAUUUACUGCUGAAUCCUCGUCGAUCGAUCAGUACGAGAUUAUGAGUAAAGAUGAGUAUUCAGAAAACAAAACCCAGGUUUAUGCGAGGAUGAAUUUUCUUAACAACUUCGUAUGCCUCUUCUCCACCAUAACAAUACUCAUUCUUUUCUAUAGCAGUACUACUUCAGGUGGUGGCUAUACAAAUAUUGUGAACAAUGGCUUAUUACAAUCAGUACAUGAUGAGUUUAAUGAUCGUAAAGAUGUUACAAUGAAAACCAUAACGGUGGACAAGUCAGGCAAAGGAAACUUCACCACUGUGCAGCAAGCCAUUGAUUCUGUACCAGACAAUAACUUGUCCUGGCUUCGCAUCCAUGUUAAAGCUGGCACCUACACUGAAAAAGUAUAUAUAAAAUAUGAGAAACAAUACAUAUUUCUUGAAGGAGAUAGUAGCCAAACCACGACGAUUGCAUGGGGAGAUUCUGGCGACGUUGAUAAAAGCCCUACGUUUUCAUCUUAUGCUGAUAAUAUUGUCGCAAGCAAAAUAACAUUCAAGAAUUUUUAUAACUUUGCUAAAAGUAAGGAUGAUUAUUAUUAUGGGAAUGGGAAAGCAGUUACAUGGGCACCGGCAGCUCUUAUUGUUGGAGACAAAGUGAGCUUCUACUCUUGUUCUUUCAUUAGUGUACAAGACACAUUGUUUGACGCCAGUGGUCGUCACUAUUUUAAAUAUUGCUAUAUCGAAGGUGCAAUAGACUUCAUUUUCGGAAAUGCACAGUCCUAUUAUCAGAAAUGCAUUUUAAAUGUUUCGACAUCGAGUCUGGGCCCGGGGCGUGGUGGUUGUAUAACAGCUCAAGGCAGAGAAAGCUGGAAGCAAACUACUGGUUUCGUAUUCGUUUCGAAUGUUAUCACUGGAAUAGGUCCUACGAUAUUAGGGAGGGCAUAUAGAUCCCAUUCUAGGGUUCUAUUUUACAAAACCUAUAUGAAUAACAUUGUUAGUCCUGAGGGUUGGAACUCCUGGUACAGCAAGGGCCAUGAGUAA